UUAGGAAAUUCCUCCUUAGUUCCAGCUCGCUUCUCUUCUCAAUUAGUUUCUAUCCGUUGUUUCUCUGGUGCUUUGGAGAAUAAGUGGAGCCCCCCCCUUUUCGGGGCAGCCCCCCCAAAUACUGGGAGAAUUUUAUCAUGUACUUCUUUUCUUCAGACUGGCCAAACCCAAAUCCUGCAGCCGUUUUUUGUAUGUUUUAGUCUCCGGGCCUCAAUCUCAACAUCUUUUUUUGGAAUGUGGCGACCACAACUAGAUGUGGUAAUCUUGGUGUGGCCUUACUAAAGGUUUACAAAGCGGUACAACUCCUUCCCGUGGACCUCAGCUGUACCCUUCUGUGAAAUGGGCCUCCGUAUGGCCUAGGUAAAGAUUCAUAAUCAUUUACUGGCCGGAUGCCCUUCCUGUCGCCAAUGUGGAGUUAUAUUCAGCAGAUUAUAUUCUCAACGGGCCCAGAGAGAGAAAUAUCUGCCUCUCCCUAGGAUUGAACUCAUAACGUCCUGAUAGUGAAGGGAGAGCUCCACCUCUAGGCCGCCACACCACUCGCGUAGGUAAGGAUUGAUCCUUGCUGAACUUAUCCCAUAUUCAUUUCAAAUGCUUUGACGACACUUCGAUUGCCACGAAAUACAUAACUCGGAGAAAUCCUCGGCCAAGUGCCAAAUUCCUCUAACAGACGUUGGGCUGGUUCUCGGGCUUGCGACCGCCAUCGAACCCAUGCUUUCCGUUGCUGUGUCUCAGGUCCAGUUUUGGCCUCCUUUUCUGGCCUUUUCGGCUGCCGUCAUUCAUGCAAACCGCCACACUCAGUUUCCCUGUUUGGCUUUUAAUAAAUAAAUCCAUAAAUGGUGGGGGAGGGGGGGAAACCAAGGUUGCAGCCUGUCUCCCACUUAUGACCAUUCCAAGUUACGACUGCACUGAAAAAUGAGAAUUGGAACCCAGGUCCGAAAUUCUGAUGCUCGGCCCCCUCAGCUGUACAUGUUUUGUGUGUUCGACCACACAACCCACAAUUACAGCCCUCGCUUCUGCUUUGCACCCAUGCUGUUGUGCCCGUCGCACACGAUGGGCUUGCCCUUGUGACCUGUGGGUUCACUUAAGGACUGGGUUUAUGUGGUCCGUCGCGUGAUUGGCCAAUUUUAUGAGCGUCACAACUUAAUGACAGCAAUGGAUUGGCUCCAUUACAGUCAUUGGUGAAGGAUAUGUGAUAAAAAAAGUGUUAAUAAAAGACAAUGAGUAGUCCUCAGUUUAUGACCACCAUUUCUACCACUAAGCAAGACUGUUGUUAAGUGGGUUUGUCCCCCAUUUUACGGCCUGGCUGUCUCCCGUUCUUAAGUGAAUCAUUCCUGUGGGUAAGUUUGUUCCAUUUUCGUUAAGCGAAUCAGGCUUCCUCGUGGAUUGCGCUUUGCCAGAAGGUCACAAAAGGGGAUCACCUGACCCCGGGACCCUACAACCGUCGUAAAUACAGGAACUGGAUCAUUUCGGUCUGCCAGAGAUGUUCUCCCUGAAUUCAUGUAGAAGAGAAACCAGAGAUUUGCUGAAGGAAUUCCCACAGCCGAAAAACCUUCUCAACAGCGUCAUCGGACGAGCCCUUGGUAUCUCCCAUGCCAGAGACAAAUUAAUCUACAUCCAUUCCAACGGGCCACGGAAAAAGAAAGUCACGCUGCUCAUCAAGUGGCCCAAAAAUGUCGAAGUGGAAGGCUAUGGGACCAAGAAGAUCGACGCAGAGAGGCAGGCGGCCGCCGCUGCUUGCCAGCUCUUCAAGGGUUGGGGCCUGCUGGGACCCCGAAACGAGCUCUUUGACGCUGCCAAGUACCGGAUUCUGGCCGAGCAGCUGGGCUGCGCCGAGAAGAAGUGGUUUGCCGAAAGCCACUGGCGCUCCAAAUCCGGGCCUUCCCUGGCUGACCUUUCGACCUGCUGGCGACGGAUGGAGCCCGAAGACCCUGUCCAGCCCCUGGAGCACAGCCCCCUCUCCAAACCCCUCCGAAACGAAGAGCUGGAGGAGGGGGAACUGGAGGAGGGGGAGCUGGAGGAGGGGGAGCUGGAAGAAGACACCAUCGACCUUCACAACGGUCUCUCCAUGGCGCGGCCAGGUGCUCAGACGCCGCCCAGAGAGUUCAGGGACGCGUUCUCGAUGGAAAUGACCGACGACAAUACUGCCCUGCGUGCCCUGACUCAGUUUCCCCUGCCGAAAAACCUCCUAGCCCAGGUCAUCCAGAUCGCCACAUCGUCUUCCACCGUCAAGGAGUACAUGCAGUUCCGCACCGUUGGCACCAAAAUCAAGAUCUGCAAACUGACGUUACGCUGGCCCUGCCCGAUGACCUUCGCCGCCAAGGGACGUCGCAAAGUGGAAGCAGAGAACAAGGCCGCUGCCCUGGCAUGUCAGAAGCUCAAGAGUCUCGGUUUAGUUGACAAGAACAACAAUCCGUUGAGCCAUGCCAUGUACAACAUGACGUCCCUACGGGAGCUGGGGGAGAACCAGAGGAAGCCCUGCCACAUCAAAGUCCCCGAAGCCACGCUACGCAAGAUCGAGAACUACUUGAACCACUACCCCGUCGACUCCCGAGACUCUCGACCGCCCCGGCUGACAGACGAUGUAAUGAACCUGAGUAAGGAGAGUGGCGGCGCCCUGAGCGAUGCCAUCACGGGCAAAACCUACAUCCCGCUCUCCGAAUCGGAAGAGGUCCGUCUCAGCCAGAACCUCCUGGCGCUCUGGAAACGGCGGGGGAGCCUGUGGCAGGAUAGCCACCCACUCCCCGUGGACUCCCACAAGGAAGCCAUCCUCUCGGCCGUGGAGCAGCACCCAGUGGUGGUGAUCGCCGGCGAUACUGGCUGCGGGAAAACCACCCGUAUCCCCCAGUUGCUGCUUGAACACUUCAUCCUGGAAGGCCGCGGCGCCCAGUGCAACAUGGUGGUUACCCAGCCCCGUCGGAUCAGCGCCAUUUCUGUGGCCCAGCGCGUGGCCCAAGAGCUGGGGCCCAGCAUGCGGCGGAAUGUCGGAUACCAGGUGCGGCUGGAGAGCAAGCCGCCAUCCCGUGGGGGCGCCGUGCUCUUCUGCACCGUGGGCAUCCUGUUGCGGAAACUGCAAGGCAACCCCCGGCUGGAAGGGGUCAGCCACGUGAUCGUAGACGAGGUCCACGAGCGGGAUGUCAACACCGACUUCCUGCUCAUCCUCCUGAAGGGAAUUCAGAAGCAGAACCGGCAGCUGCGCCUGGUGCUGAUGAGCGCCACGGGGGACAACCAACGUUUCUCGCAGUAUUUUGGGGACUGUCCUGUGGUCAAAGUGCCAGGUUUCAUGUAUCCGGUCAAAGAAUACUACCUGGAGGACAUUAUGUCCAUGGUCGGCCGACAUCGUCACUACGAGAUCAAGCAAUCGGACGACGAAUGCAUCGUGGACCUUGAGCUGAUUGCCGAUCUCGUCCUUCAGAUCGAUGCCCACGGUGAACCAGGUGGCAUCCUCUGCUUCCUUCCGGGCUGGCAGGAAAUUAAAGGGGUCCAGCAACGUCUUUUGGAAAUCCUGGGGUCUCACAACAGCCGCUACCUUAUCUUACCAGUUCAUUCCAAUAUCCCAAUGAUGGACCAGCAGAGCAUCUUCCCCCGGCCUCCCACCGGCGUGCGAAAAAUCGUCCUGGCCACCAACAUUGCCGAGACCUCCAUCACCAUCAAUGACAUCGUGCACGUUGUGGACAGCGGGACCCACAAGGAGGAACGCUACGAUCUGAAAACCAAGGUUUCGUGCUUGGAGACCGUCUGGGUGUCAAAAUCGAACGUCAUCCAGCGACGAGGACGGGCCGGGCGCUGCCAAUCCGGGUUCGCCUACCACCUCUUCCCUCACAGCCGCCUGGACCGCAUGCCCACCUACCAAGUGCCCGAAAUCCUGCGCACGCCCCUGGAGAACCUGGUGGUACAAACCAAGAUCCACCAGCCAGAGAAGACGGCUGUCGAGUUCCUCUCCAAAGCCCUGGACAGCCCCGACAUCAAAGCUGUGGACGAGGCCGUCAUCCUCCUGCAGGAGAUCGGAGUGCUGGAUUCCCGAGAGUCUCUGACCACGCUGGGCAAGCGCCUGGCCCAGAUCUCCACCGAUCCCCGGCUGGCCAAGGCCAUCGUGCUGGCUUCCAUCUACCGUUGCAUCCAGCCCCUCCUGCUCAUCGUCUCCUGCCUGACCCGGGACCCCUUUAGCAGCAGCCUGCAGAACCGGACGGAGGUGGACAAGGCCAAGGCCGUGCUAAGUCGAGAGAGCGGCAGCGAUCACCUGGCCUUCGUGCGGGCCGUGGCCGGUUGGGAGGACAUCCUGCGGCGCCGAGACAGCCGGGCUCGCGAUGACUAUCUGCAGGAUUACUCACUCUACGCCCCCAGUUUGCGCUUCAUCAACGGCCUCGUGAAGCAGUUUUCCGAGAACCUCUACGAAGCCUACUUAGUGCCGACUCCCUCCGACUGCCUCUUGCCAUCGUCCGUCUGCAACCAGUACAGCGAGGAGGAGGAACUGGUGAAGGGAGUCCUGAUGGCCGGGCUGUAUCCUAACCUCAUCCAGGUCCGGCAAGGGAAGGUGACCAGACAGGGAAAGUUCAAACCGAACAGCUACACGUACCGGACCAAGGCGGGGACUGUCCUGUUACAUAAAUCAACCAUCAACAGGGAGUCCUCCAAGCUGUACAGCCGUUGGCUGACCUACUUCAUGGCGGUCAAAUCUAACGGGGGUGUCUUCGUGCGCGACUCCUCGCAGGUGCAUCCACUUGCUGUGCUGCUGAUGACCGAUACGGACAUCUAUGUGCGGGACGACGGCUGGCGUGCCACCAUCUCCCUGGUGGACAGUGACCUGUUGGUGCUGGAAGGCGAUUCGUACACCAUACGGCUGCUCCGCGACUUCCGGGUGGCCCUCUCCCGGAUGGUGGAAACCUGUCUCUGCUACGAGAUGGCGGCCAUUCCCAGCGACCUCCACCACCAACACAGCCAGCUUUUGGAUAUCCUGGUGGACCUCCUGAAAGGCCCUUCUGCCAACUUCAGCGCCUAGGAUGUGGACCCGAGGACUUGUAAUUUGUACAAAGAUGUUGAGAUAUGUUUAUUUAAAUAAAGUUCUAUUUAUCCCUUGUGACACCUCUCGCUUCCCAGAGCCGGCUCAACUGUGGUUGGCGUUGCCCCACCACAGUGGGAGAGGCAGCACCCUGUUUCUUCCUCCAAGCCGUAGGCGAAGCAUGUUGGUCGCACGCCUGAAGACAGUGUGGCGCGGAUGAUCUUGGCCGUGCGUGUGACCUGACCAUACCGGGUUCACACGCAAGGAUGGAUUUUGUCCACUCCGUUGAGAACAGGGCAGCUGGUGAUCAGCUCCAGGCGCUUGGGAUGAUGACGCGAGACGAGCUGAACAUCGGGAUUCAAGAACGGUGGAGAGGGUUAGGCAGCGUUUUGAAGACUUUCAUACUCCUAUUUGUUUUGGGGGUGUUUCAUCUUGUGCUCCCUGAAUUGCUGCUUGUCCAGGUGGGGGGACCCCGCUCUCGCUAGGAUUGUCCGAGCAGGGGAAACUCAAACAGAGUCAUAACUAGGUUUCUGGAACUUGUUAUGUUUCCUGUUCAGUAGGACCAGUUCGGUGGCCUAGAAGCCCCCUCCCCCAAAACAAGGGUGAGAGGAUACAUAGCAUUCUCGCCAGCUCGUUAGCCUAUCCUCCUGCAUGCCACCUCCCAGCUUCCAUUUGGUGAGCCCGCCAGAAGUGAGACCCGGGGUGAACACCACCCGUAUCUCGCCGUAUGGGAAUAGCGCCUGUGUUCUUGUAGAUGCAUGACAUCAGAAACGUGGCUGUGGAUUGAAGGCAGCAGCAGCCAAUUGAAGGAGUACCUCAACGCCUUCCUGAGAGGACUCCUUAACCAGGGAGGGGGGCUUCUCUGGUCAAAGAUGGGAUGGUGGCGUGUAUGGGAGCAAAUGGGAAGGCUGGUCUCAUUCCGGAUGAGAGAACAAGGCUGUUUCUGACGACUGACAAAAGAGGUCAAACGUAACCUCUCGUCAGUCUACAACAGGGAUGUCAAACUCAAUUUCAUUGAGGGCUAGAGCAGGGUUGUGUUUGACUUUGGGGCGGGGGGCAGCUCCACAUCACAGGCUCUGUUUUCAGCCGCGACGGCCUCCUGUAGCAAAAACAGAGCUUGUGAGGGCUGUUUGCGGCCUCCCCAACCUCUGCUUUCGCUGACAGAGGACUGCAGGAGGCCGUGGCGGCCAAAAACUGAGCACGGUAGGGCCGCACAGAAGCACACCACGGGCCGAUCCUUCACUGUAUCCAGGGUGGUAGCGCAGACCGGAUCUAGGCACCCUGCAGGCCUCGAGUUUGACACCUGUGGUCUACAGGAACAGUCUUGUUCUCUCGUUUGGAACGAGCCUAGCCGCCUCAUUCACUCCCAUAGAUGCCAUCAUCUAGGUUUGGGCACGUAACCAUGAUUUCCGUGCAAGAAAGAGGGAGGUGGCUAUGCUCACGCGGAGUGGGGAAGGGACAGAUUGUGAGCCACAGGCCAGGUGGUAAUACUGCCCCUCUCCUGAAAUGGGGCGUUUUGACAAAUUUCGGAUGUGAAUCGGCAACCUUUUUGGGGUAGCGCAAGUCAGCUCUUUCCACUGGGAUUUCCUUGAGUGCCCCAAGGGCUGCUGGGAAUACCCUCGAAAUGUACCUGUGACUCUCAAUGCUCGGAUAGGCCAGUGGUUGUUACUUGUCCUGCAACCUUUUUACAAUCUAGAUUAAAGCUAAUAAAGGGGGAUAAAAAUCACCAUU
Pantherophis guttatus is the source of this 6727-nucleotide messenger RNA. The record is from RefSeq and is a predicted model, not a curated record. NCBI's taxonomy places the organism in Eukaryota, Metazoa, Chordata, Lepidosauria, Squamata, Colubridae.